AUGGCGGAAAAAAGGUUUUUUUCGAGUGAUAAUAAUGCGACAAUAACAAUAUUGACCGUAUUGAUACUUUUGCAAUUUCACGUGUUUAGCGUUUUUUGUGAUUUGCACGGAUUUUCACCGCAAAAAAUGUCACCGGAUGAACAAAAGGAUGUCGGAAGUGGUGGCGGUGGUGGUGGGGGUAGUCGUAGUGGAGAAUGGUUUUACAAAUCCAUAACAAAAGGUUUUAAAUUACCUGAUCGGGAUGGCGGUGGUGGUGGUGGUGGUGGAGUGGGUAAAUUUUCUAAAACGGGAGAAAUAUUAACGCGUGAAAUAAAAAUAAAACAGGGUAAAUUGAGGGGCCUGGUAAAAGAAUUUAAAAAUAAAAAAUUAAAAAAUGUCGAAACUUUUUUGGGGAUCCCAUAUGCGGCGCCCCCGGUUAAAUCCCUAAGGUUUAUGCCGCCGGGAAGUCCGCCAACGUGGAAAGACGUUAAAAUUUUCGAUUAUUUCAAACCUGUUUGCCCUCAAAAGGCACCGGAUUUAAAUCACGAACCUUUGAAAACUAUCAACGCCGGUUAUUAUAAUCGUUUGAAAAGGCUCAUGCCUUUUUUAACGAAUCAAAGCGAGGAUUGCCUUUAUUUAAACGUUUACGCACCAGUAAGAGAUAAUAAAUAUCAAAAAAAAUAUCCCGUCAUUGUUUACAUUCAUGGAGAAUCAUUUGAAUGGAAUUCGGGAAAUCCUUACGAUGGUUCCGUUUUGUCCAGUUAUGGAAACGUUGUCGUUGUUACAAUUAAUUUUCGUUUGGGAAUUUUAGGUUUUCUAAAACCCGGUUUAAACGAACACACGGUUAGCAAUUUCGGACUUUUGGAUCAGAUAGCAGGUUUGCAAUGGAUAAAAGACAACAUCGGAGAAUUCGGAGGAGAUUCGUCAAUGGUCACACUCAUGGGUCACGGAACCGGAGCUGCUUGCAUUAAUUUUUUAAUGGUUUCACCUGUUUCGAUGGCAUCCGAAGGUUUGUUUCACAAAGCCAUACUCAUGUCGGGUACGGCACUCUCGGAUUGGGCACUAACACAAAAUCCUCUACAAUUUACCAUACAAGUUGCGGAAUCUUUAAACUGUCCUCUCGUCGACGAAAAUGAUGAACUGUCCAAUUGUCUGAGACGUAAAAGACUUUCUGAUAUAAUGUCCGUCAAAGUCGACGUACCUGAAUUUCAAACCCCUUUUGGACCCAUCGUCGAUGGAAGCGUCGUACCAAACACUCCACAACAAGUUAUGGGAGUUUAUCAAAAUUUAUUCACGAGGUACGACAUGUUGUACGGAAUGACAGAGUGGGAAACGUAUCAUUCAUUGGAUCCGGUUAGUUUAACUUACGGCAUGUUAGAGGGAGAAAGAAACGAACAUUUGAGAAAAUUUAUGUACGCGAGAUACGAAGCACUUCCAUACUUUGCACUCGCAACGACGUUGAGCGAAUAUUUGGACUGGAGAAAACCCGUACCUUCCAUAAAAUCAGCAGCGGAAGAACAUCGAGAUUUAGUUUUGGAUUUGUUAAGCGACGUAAGAUAUUCGGCACCGGUUAUACAAAUGGCGGGUUAUCAUUCCAAAAUAAAUCCAAAAUCUUAUCUAUACGUAUUUAAACACAAGAGUAAAAUGGGAGAAUUUGCCGGAGUCGAAAGGAGCGUUUCCGGUGAAGAAAUUUCUUACGUUUUUGGUUGUCCUUUACUGAACGAAGAAGGAUCGCUUUCUCAUCAUAAAUUUACACUUACUGAACAAUUACUAUCGGAAUCAAUAAUAACGUAUUUUACCAAUUUUGCUAAAACCGGUAAUCCAAACGCACCGAGAAGAUCCGAGUAUUUAAAUUUGGGACCCAAAGAGUGGCAACAAUUUGACGUUUACUGGCCCGAAUACGAUAAUAAUAAUCAAAAUUAUUUGGCAUUGAGCAUUCCACCAUUUGUCGGACGUCACUAUCGAACACAAAUGAUGCAAUAUUGGAAUAAAAUCCUACCGGAAUUAUUAAGUAAUCCGACAAAAGUAAAACAGCAAAAACCGGAAAUACCAUUUUAUCAAAAAACGACGACGACGACGACGACAUUUCCGUCAAACAAUUUUAAUAAUAAUAAUGAUGAAGUGAAAAAAACAAACGACGAUAAAUAUUCUUGGAGUUACGACGCCAUGAAAAUAUCACCCAACGAAUAUCAAAAAGAUAACCGGAAGUCGAUACCUUUUAAAAAUCGAGAUAUUUACGAAGAUGAUUUCGUACAAACUCGAGAUAUCGAAACACCGGAAAAUGAUGACAAACGUACAAACGACGAUAGAAGUCAUUAUGCUUGGGUGACGUCACUCGUCGGCGUGAGCGUUUGUUUACUAAUAAUCAACGCCGUUAUAAUAUCCGUUUAUUAUUAUAAACAAAAAAAAAGAAAGAAUUCGAAUACGAAAAAAGAAAAAAAAAAGAAUCGCGUGACGCAAAAUGGCGACGACGAUGACCACGUCGAUGACGACCGCAACGAAUGUAAAAUAAAAUCGAAUACAUCUUUGGAAAAUUUUUAUCCGACUGAUGGAGAAUGUUCGACGAGUGUCAUGGAACCCGAUACGCGGGAAAACAUUCCGAAAAAAUUACGUAGAGUUUUAUUAAUUGAUAACGCGGCGGAAAAUGGAUCAAAAUUUAAAAAAUGGUUGUUGCAAACGAAUAUAUAUAAGAAAAAAUACGGAAACGACGACGACGACGGCGACAGCGCCGGAAACGCGGCGAAAUUUAAAAUUAAAACUCCGAAUAAAUUCAAAUCCGUUAGGAAAAAUCACCAACGACCGUCGUCACAGCCGCCACACCCGCCUAAAAAAGACAAUUUCAUAUUAAAACCCAUUUUGAAAAAUUCAAAAAUUGAUUCAUUUGAUAAAAAGAAAAUUGAAAAAAUUUCCGUCGGCAUAGAUGCGACGCCAUCGUCGAGACCAGAAAGCGUUUUAAAACAAAUCCCGAUAGAAUUAACAAAAUCCUUGGAUAGAGGAAUCACUUUUAACGCACGAACGAAUCCGGAAGUCGUCGACGUCGACGCCGGUUACGACGUUGAUGACGUCAUAACCGACGCAGACAAACCCAUUGUGAAAUCUCAAACGAGUAUAAGUUUACAGUUAUUACCAACGUCGGAUGGGAAAUUCGAACCGGAUAUAAUUAAACUCGAACCGAAAGUUCGUGAAAAUUCCACGGUUAAUAAUUUAAAAACAUUUUCCGCGAAAGAAAACGACGUCAUAGUAAACGUCACGUCUCGCGAUUCGCGUGAUUACGAUAAUAAUGAUAAAAAUUCGAAUGGGAAACAUUGCGUUGACCCGUUGGAAAACAUACAGAGAAGAAAUUUUCCAAAAGUUCUCCCCGAUUUUCCAGAAUUUAUAUCGAAUAAAAGAUUUUCAUUUCCGCAACCUUCUACAAACGUUUUAUAUUUUAACGAAUCGAAUCGGAAUAAAUUACAUUCGGUUCCAGAAUCGUCGUUGUCGUCGUCGUCGACGUGUUCGCCAGCACCACCACCACCACCCCCACCGCCACCACCGAGAGUUUCGACCCUACGUAAAAAAGAUAAACAACAACAACAAUAUGAAGAGAAAACGAAAGGAAACGAAACAAAACUUUCAACUUUUACAACAAAAGACGAUAAAUUGAAAGAUUCGACGACAACGACGACGAUGGCGUCGACAUCGGAUCAAAACGUCGUCGUCGUCGAUAACAAUAACGAAACCGAAACCCUCCAUGAUAAAAAUGAUAAUAAUAAUAAUUUUCCAGAUGGAGAAAAAUUAAAAACGACAGAAUCGAUUAUCGAUAAAUCGAAUUUUAAUAAAUUCGACAAAUCGCUACCGACGAAAACGGUUAAAAAUCCCGGUUUAAAACCCUCAAUUAUAAUCCGUUCGAAAAUAGGGCCCAAAAAAACGAGCCAACGAGAAAAUAAUAAUAAUGAUAAUAGUGGUGGUAGUAGUGGUAGCAGUAGUCAAACCGGAACGAAAAAAGCUCACGUAAAUCUUCAAUUGAACCAAGUGGAAAAGUCAAAAAAUUUUCCGGUUUUGGAUUCUAAAGGACCGGAGGGAAAGGAAGAGGAAAAAGAAAAUAAUAGAAAACCGGAAGUGCGGUUACGUCCAGGAUACGUUGGCAACACAAGACAAUAG
This is a messenger RNA of Pediculus humanus corporis (human body louse), 4119 nucleotides long. RefSeq lists its product as uncharacterized. The coding region runs from base 1 to 4119 and encodes 1372 amino acids. The transcript has 10 exons. Gene Ontology annotation, biological process: chemical synaptic transmission; presynaptic membrane assembly; synaptic vesicle endocytosis. NCBI's taxonomy places the organism in Eukaryota, Metazoa, Arthropoda, Insecta, Psocodea, Pediculidae. Gene Ontology annotation, cellular component: postsynaptic membrane; synapse; cell surface. Gene Ontology annotation, molecular function: neurexin family protein binding; signaling receptor activity. The record is from RefSeq and is a predicted model, not a curated record.